Messenger RNA from Stegastes partitus (bicolor damselfish), 1572 nucleotides. RefSeq names its product HIG1 hypoxia inducible domain family, member 1A (gene higd1a). The transcript is spliced from 4 exons. The record is from RefSeq and is a predicted model, not a curated record. NCBI's taxonomy places the organism in Eukaryota, Metazoa, Chordata, Actinopteri, Pomacentridae. Gene Ontology annotation, cellular component: mitochondrion. Bases 189 to 467 code for a protein of 92 amino acids. Gene Ontology annotation, biological process: mitochondrial respirasome assembly.
CACAGCCGUGACGUCACUCGUGCGUGUGAAGGCGCUGGUGUCGAUCACGUAGCCGGCUCAUUAAACUCAUUACUUCCUUCACAUGUGCAGAGUGAAGCUCAGAAAACUGAAAGAAGUCUCCGGGAAGUGUCUUUACCGGCGUUUUUAAACAGCGACAGUCUCCUUAAACCAGGUGAGAACCAGUCAGCAUGUCUACCUACGAGGAUAAUGAGUCUAAGUUUAUGCGAAAAGCGAAGGAGAAUCCAUUUGUCCCAGUGGGGAUGGCUGGAUUCUUUGCCAUCGUUGGCUACAGACUGAUGAAAAUGAAAAGCAGAGGAGACACAAAGAUGUCAGUGCACCUGAUCCACAUGCGUGUGGCUGCCCAGGGCUUCGUGGUCGGAGCCAUGACGCUCGGGGUCAUCUAUUCAAUGUACAAAGAGUACAUUGUAAAGCCCAGAGAAGAACAGAAAAAAGUGCAAAACAAGUGAACAUGGACUCUCGCACUGAUAGUUUAUGUCCCUAAAUAUACCUCACAUUAAGGUGUGCACCAGGAUUUAUUUCACAGAUGUGUCAUAACUUUUGUAUGUACACAUCCCUUCAAUAGCUCCCAUCACUGUCAGCAGCUGUCGGUCAUUGAUUACGCUUCCUGUCCUCUACAUGGUACACCGGAGGAUCGAGCUGCCACGUCUGUAUAUACAAGGAGGUGUACUGAUCUCGGCUGUUUUAAUAUCUGCAACACUCUUUGUGUAUGCGUUGUAAACCCAGCUGGUGGGAUAUCUGCGUGGACAGGUGUCUUUACUGAUUAUUCUUAUUUUGAAUAGUGUGUGAGUGAAAUAUCAAAAAAAAAAAAAAGAAAUGACAGUAUGUAAUUUGAUGAUCAUAUAUCUGACCAGGCUAAGCCUGGAUUGAAAAAUAACCGCCACCAGGAGUUCUAUUUAUUUGAUAUUAUUUUGAUGUCUCAUAUGAGCGAUUUUAUUUUAUGUACUACUGUAGGAAUUUUUGCCAAAUUAAAAACAUUUGCACAUUAUCCCAUUCCUUGUGAAAUGGGCAUCCCAGUGCAUUUGGAAAAUGCUGAAGAAUGCUUUGACAAAACUUGGCUCACUUACAGACGGAGCCUGAGCGCUCACAUUACUUAACCAAUUACAACACAGGUGGUUUAUGACUUCAGGCAGCAUCAUAUUAUCUCACACAACACGUUUAUAAAGACACACACACAUAUAUAUAUAUAUUUUGGAACCGUGAAGGUCUACUGCAAGAAUAACGUGGCUGGUUUUAUUCAUAGCCUUUAUACAAUUUGAUUGUAAUGGCCAAGUAGUUUCUUUCAUUUCUUUCAAUAUUUAAUAUUUUUGUAAUGAUCUUGUGCUACUCCAGGGUCCAAUGUUCAUGAGACGUGAGCUUAACAAACUGAGACGCACCUACAAACAAUAGCCUAUAAACUGUCAUAUAACCUACCUUGUGAUACGAUUGAAUAGAUGCCUUGUUAAGUUGUGAGCAAAGCUGAGUUUUGAUGGUUGUGUGCAACACAUAACAUUCUAUUCCUCAAAGUUUGUUUCCUCUGCAAAUAAAAAUGACCAGUCAAGUAAUUCUGAAAAA